Messenger RNA from Ogataea parapolymorpha DL-1, 615 nucleotides. Its product is annotated as peroxiredoxin Q/BCP. Gene Ontology annotation, cellular component: cytoplasm. The transcript has a single exon. NCBI's taxonomy places the organism in Eukaryota, Fungi, Ascomycota, Pichiomycetes, Pichiales, Pichiaceae. Gene Ontology annotation, molecular function: thioredoxin peroxidase activity. Bases 1 to 615 code for a protein of 204 amino acids. Gene Ontology annotation, biological process: cell redox homeostasis; cellular response to oxidative stress. The record is from RefSeq and is a predicted model, not a curated record.
AUGGUGCGUAGAUCUGCCAGAUUGAGAGAGCAGGAGGCCCAGGAGGCUAUUCCGGAGCCCAAAAAACAAAAGACCGAGGCGAAAAAGCCGGCUGCCGGCAAAUUGAGUGAGGAGAAGAAGCCAGUGGAAAAAAAGGAGGCUAACAAAGUGGAGUCAAAGAAAACACUACAAGAAGGGGACGUGCUUCCUGACGAUCUGGAACUGGAAAAUCAAGACGGCGAAAAAGUUGCCGUUGCGCAGUACGCAAAGGACGCUAAGAUUUUGGUUCUGUUCUUGUAUCCAAAAGCCUCGACUCCAGGAUGUACGCGUCAGGCAAUCGGGUUCAGAGACAAAGCCGAGGAAUUGAUUAAAUUAGGCGUCACUGUAGUGGGGCUUAGCUCAGACUCGCCUAAGGCACAGACUAAUUUUAAAACAAAGCAGCAAUUGCCCUACGAUUUGUGGUCUGACCCGUCAAAACAGCUGAUCGGGCUGCUUGGCGCUAAAAAACACCCUAGCGGCAUCGUCAGGUCAGACUUUAUUUUCAAGGAUGGAAUUCUGAGGGUCAAACGGGUCGGUAUCUCGCCAGAGAAGAGCUUCAAUGGUGCGAUCGAGCUAGUCAAGGGCCUCAGUGAGUGA